CUCCGCGAGGCGCUGACGAGACCGAGCCAAGCCCAGAAACACCUGCAGCCCUCGCAGGUUGCUGAAUUGCACUCCCCACCGAGCGAAGUCGCACCCCACCAAGAGGAAUCGGAGAAAACAUGUUCGGAAACAAGUGAUGAUCCAGCUGACGAAAACCAAGAAUGAUGCGGAACAAUUUGACUUGAUCUACGUCCGCGAGAUGUUCGGCUCGAUACCUGAUUGGGAUGCGUUUCUCCGGCAAUGUUGGGCCUCUCUACGACCAGGUGGCUACAUAGAAGUUGUUGAGCAUUCGGUUACGCCCAUAUGGGACGAUGAUACCAGCCUGGGACCUAUCUACGCAUUAUGGGAGCAGACAAUGGCGCAGGUUGAGCAGGUAUCUGGCAGGAGUUUCUCGAUCUGGCGUGAAAGCACACAGGUGCUGGAGGGUAGUGGCUUCCAAGAUAUUACCAAAAGAUCUUACAAAUGGCCUAUUAGCGGAUGGAACACAGAUCCUCGAUUGCGCGAGUUAGGCCGACUAAAUCAACUUCGGCUUCUCCAGGCGAUCGAAGACAUAUUUCUUCGCCAUUUGACGUCGACCAUGGCAUGGCCCUACGAUGCGGUCCAGAAUUUUAUAGAGCGGAUACGUUCUACUAUAAGAGAUGAGCAGCGCCACCUCUACCAGCCAGUCACAGUUGUGUAUGGACGAAAACCAUGUCCCAGUUCCGAAAUACUUUAAAGAAUUCACGCUUCAGUUUCAUGUGACAAGGGUACAUAACACGAUCUAUAACCUACUUCUCAGCUGCAACCUUGCCAUCUGUCUCUAUUAACAGGAAUCGGACGCCGAUGUUUCCCAGAUCAGGUCGCGUGUACAUUCAUCUACAGCACUAUAGGAGAAUCUCUUGCUUGUUCACUGCUUCUAUCAGACCUAGUGCCAACUCCCUACCAUGUACCUGAUCAACCUUUCAAUCUCAAGCAUAUGAGACUAAAACCAGAAUUCAGGAGGCUAGAGACCCAAUUCACCACGCAUCAAUUCUCUCAC
Aspergillus calidoustus is the source of this 1018-nucleotide messenger RNA. NCBI's taxonomy places the organism in Eukaryota, Fungi, Ascomycota, Eurotiomycetes, Eurotiales, Aspergillaceae. The record is from the annotation of a GenBank genome assembly.